AUGCAUAUAGAGAAGAAUGUGUUUGACAAUGUAUUCUAUACAGUUAUAGAUGUGAAUGGGAAAACUAAGGACAACUCCAAAGCAAGAGAGGACUUAAAAGUUUAUUGCAAGCAUCCUGAAUUACACUUAGUGAAAUAUAAUGGUAGAGUAUACAAACCUAAAGCCACUUAUACUUUGAAUAAAGAACAAAAACAAAAAAUUUGUCAGUGGCUAAAGGAUUUGAGAUUGCCUGAUGGAUAUGCUUCCAACAUCGCACAGGCUGUAAGUGUGAAGGACUUAUUCAAAACCAAAGCUAGGAGCACAUUUAACAUUCAUAAGGUGGUUGACAUAAGUGAUAACGAGUUUACUUUUGAUGAGGUGGCUUACCAAGAAGAUGAUAUCUCUCGACCUUUAGAAAUUUUACCAACUACUGAACUUGAUGAGCCAUACUUGCUACUUGAUUCAAAUCAUAUAGUAGAGUUAAAUGAAAAUGAAUUGCAACAUUUAGUGCAACCAAGUAGAGAGGAGGAGGAGGAAGACGAAGAGGAAGAGGAGGAAGAUGAAGAGGAAGAGGAAGAUAAAGACGAAGAUGAAGACGAAGACGAAGACGAAAAUGAAAACGAUAAAGAUGAUGAUAGUGAUGAUGAUUGA
Molecule: messenger RNA, 630 nt
Organism: Hevea brasiliensis (rubber tree)
Lineage: Eukaryota; Viridiplantae; Streptophyta; Magnoliopsida; Malpighiales; Euphorbiaceae
Product: nucleosome assembly protein 1;2-like
Exons: 2
Coding region: 1-630 (209 amino acids)
Source: RefSeq, a predicted model, not a curated record